CUAGGCCUGGUGACUGGAGAUAGACGAGGAACAGCACCCAAGGGGCUCUGCCAAGACUGAAAUCUCCACCAGCUCUUUGCUAGACAGAAGAAAUGUCCUCCUCAUCAAUCCGUCUCUCUCUUUCCCUGAUGUGCCUGCUCGUGGCUGUGGGCGUCAUAUCAUGUGGCCGGUCUCAUAUGGUUUUGAAUUCUGCUCUGGAAGGAGCUCACGGUGGUCCAGGUGGAGAAGAGAUACCUGAGAAAUUCAGCAUCCCUGAGCUCCAGUGGAUGCUCAGCAAUGCCGAGAUGGCCCCUGUGCAGGCAGAGGAGCCCCCUCAGAGCAGGAUGGAGAUGGUACGGAGAGACAACACCGUGACGGUCAAACCAGUCAACUGCAUGAACUACUUCUGGAAAUCCAGGACAGCCUGCUGACCACAGCCAGGACCCAGAGGUGUUUCCUCUGUCAAUAUGCUGCCAAUCGCACUCUGUUUCCCUCCCCUUCAGCCUCCAUCCCUGAA
Molecule: messenger RNA, 496 nt
Organism: Pygocentrus nattereri (red-bellied piranha)
Lineage: Eukaryota; Metazoa; Chordata; Actinopteri; Characiformes; Serrasalmidae
Gene: sst2
Product: somatostatin 2
Exons: 2
Coding region: 93-410 (105 amino acids)
Cellular component (GO): extracellular region
Molecular function (GO): hormone activity
Source: RefSeq, a predicted model, not a curated record